AUGUCGGAGCUGCCGGGCCCUCCACCUGUCAUCUUGUGUUCGGGAAGCUCCCCGAAGCGCGUCUUGGUCUCGGUCAUCAAAACCACCCCAGUCAAGCCGUCACUCGGCAGCAGAGAGGAUCCCGCCCGCGUGCCCGUGCCGCCGCCGCCGCCGCCACCCAUCCCUACCAGCCCGGGCUUCAGCGACUUCAUGGUCUACCCAUGGCGCUGGGGGGAAAAUGCGCACAACGUCACCCUCAGUCCUCCGCCCGCCGCAUCUCAGCCGCUCCGCGAGGGAGGAGGCAACGGCGACGGGCUCCGAAGCGCGGUCGAGCGCUCCACCGGAGACGACGAAGAAGCGGGGAGCCCUGACAGCGGCACUGGGAGCAACGGGCACUUGAGGGAUGGGAUUAGAAGAGGUCGACCAAGAGCAGAGACAGUCCGAGAUCUAAUAAGUGAGGGAGAGCAUUCAUCUAGCAGGAUACGUUGUAAUGUCUGCAACAGAGUUUUCCCAAGAGAGAAGUCUUUGCAGGCACACAAAAGAACACAUACUGGUGAAAGACCUUAUUUGUGUGAUUACCCAGAGUGUGGGAAAGCUUUUGUUCAGAGUGGGCAACUUAAAACACAUCAGCGUCUCCAUACAGGAGAGAAGCCUUUUGUCUGUGCAGAAAAUGGAUGUAUAAGCAGAUUCACACAUGCAAACCGCCAUUGCCCCAAGCAUCCAUAUGCAAAAUUAAGACGAGAAGAACCUACAGACAGACUGAACAAAAAGCAAACUGCAGACAACAAAGCUGUUGCUGAAUGGCUGACAAAGUAUUGGGAAAUGAGAGAACAACGCACUCCUAUAUUGAAAAAUAAAUCUAUUCAUAAGCCUGACCAGGAGCAGCAAGAUCCCAUGGAAUAUCUUCAGUCUGAGGAUGAGGAAGAAGAGGAAAAAAAUACUGCUCAUUCAUCCCUUUGUAGCCGCCUUCAAGAACAGCGUGAACGCUUACAUGGGGCACUGGCACUCAUUGAGCUUGCCAAUUUGGCUGGAGCCCCACUGCGACAGUAAUAGAAAACUUGGAGUGUGGAUU
Molecule: messenger RNA, 1051 nt
Organism: Protobothrops mucrosquamatus (brown spotted pit viper)
Lineage: Eukaryota; Metazoa; Chordata; Lepidosauria; Squamata; Viperidae
Gene: ZNF367
Product: zinc finger protein 367
Exons: 5
Coding region: 1-1029 (342 amino acids)
Biological process (GO): homophilic cell-cell adhesion
Cellular component (GO): cell-cell junction
Molecular function (GO): ionotropic glutamate receptor binding
Source: RefSeq, a predicted model, not a curated record